GAAAUUUUAGAGCACUUGAUUGCAGAUUCGAGUGCAGUGGGCAGAUUCCAGGCGGAGAAGAGCAUCGAAAGUCACCAGGUCUGCUACAUCUACAAAACCACACCAUCUCCUCCGUCCAACCCACCCCUAUUCUCUAUGUUCCACUGAUCUGGUUAUGAUGCAGGAUAUUGCAGAAUAAAAAUGUCAGAGCUCCGCCAACGACAAGUCCCUAAACCGUCCUCGCCAGACACGAGCGCGCCUCCACGCCGCUCCUCCUCCUCCGAUGAAGGCAACUGGAUCAGCCUUGCGGACAUAAUCCGUGUGAUUGUCACGCUAGUCCUAGCUUCAUGCGGACUAUCGUAUUAUAUGACUUCGUCCGAGUCGGUGAUAUGGGGAUACCGGCCUUGGUUUACGCGGUGGCCUGUUGUGAUGAGAUAUUGGGAAGGACCAUUGAACCUCACACCUGACCAACUCGCUCUAUACAACGGGACCGAUCCGUCGCUUCCCCUCCUCCUAGCCAUCAAUGGGACCAUCUUCGAUGUUUCUGCGAACCGGAUGAUUUACGGGCCUGGUGGAUCGUACAAUUUCUUCACGGGGCGGGAUGCGACCCGCGCCUUCGUGACGGGUUGUUUCCGGGAAGACCUGACAUCCGACCUGACGGGCGUGGAGGAGAUGUUCAUCCCGAUCGACAAUGAAGACGACGAGGCCGAGAAGCUGCUGACGAGCGGGCAGCGGAAGAUCAGGCGAGAACAGGAACGUCGCCAGGCCAAGGCCCAGGUGCGCGGGCAGGUCCAGCACUGGGAGAACUUCUUCCGGAACCACAAGAAGUACUUCGAGGCCGGGAAGGUGGUCGGCGACCCCGAUGCGGUCGAUGGGAAGCCCGUGCCGGAGAAGAGGCCGCUCUGUGCUGCCGCGUUGCAGAAUCGCCCGCGCAGAGGAGAGGAGGGGGAGUCCAAGACGGGCAAGCUUGGGAAAGCUGGGAAUUGAUCCCUUGAUCCCUUGAUCGGAUACGGGCGUUUUUGGCAUCUUUUUGAAUCAUGUAUAUUCAUAGUUUCGGGUUGGGCAACAUUUACUGUUGGGACUACAUCAGGCAUUUACCACUCCUAAUUCAACGAGACGAAACUCUACCCCAUACGGAAGACAAUCUUCUUUUUUUUUUUGGUCACUUUUGUUGAUUUGAGUCUCGUCUACAUCAGUAACGCGACUUCAAGCCCAUUGAGCCACUAUACACCGGUGCCCAGCCAGACUUCCCGAAUUUUCAAAGAUAUCGUUCGUAGCUAAAGGAAAAAAACCGCGAGAAAAUGCAUCAGAGUAAACGAUUUACUCGGCGGUAACGGCACGGGUGUAGAUGUUCAUCUUGGAGUGACC
Penicilliopsis zonata CBS 506.65 is the source of this 1347-nucleotide messenger RNA. RefSeq lists its product as hypothetical. Bases 181 to 966 code for a protein of 261 amino acids. The record is from RefSeq and is a predicted model, not a curated record. Gene Ontology annotation, cellular component: membrane; endomembrane system. NCBI's taxonomy places the organism in Eukaryota, Fungi, Ascomycota, Eurotiomycetes, Eurotiales, Aspergillaceae. The transcript has 3 exons.